Pecten maximus is the source of this 1739-nucleotide messenger RNA. RefSeq names its product putative protein tag-278. The transcript has 4 exons. Gene Ontology annotation, molecular function: transcription corepressor activity. NCBI's taxonomy places the organism in Eukaryota, Metazoa, Mollusca, Bivalvia, Pectinida, Pectinidae. Gene Ontology annotation, cellular component: PML body; mitochondrion. Bases 155 to 1462 code for a protein of 435 amino acids. The record is from RefSeq and is a predicted model, not a curated record. Gene Ontology annotation, biological process: extrinsic apoptotic signaling pathway via death domain receptors; Fas signaling pathway.
GGGAUUCUAAUGAAGGAAGUUCAUAUUGCGCAUAAUCAGAAGAUGGCGGCAAAUUUUAGGAGUUGUAGCAUUCUGACAGCGUAAGAAGUUACCGUAAAAAAUGAUCUGAAAUUGAACUAUUGAUUAUACAUACUUUGAACCGACGCCAGAGACAAUGGAUGACAAGGAUGAUGAUCAUGAUGGAACCUUUGCGUCACUGGACCUGUAUGACGACUUGAUAACAGAUGAGGGAAUAAGUCGCCAAGACAAUUAUGAUGAGUUGUCUAGGAAGUAUGAUGAUGCUGUAUUAAAGAUUCAGAAGUUAGAGUCCGAGGUGGAUACUCUGCGAAAAUCGGAGUCCAAACUUUCUGAGAGAUGUGGAGUUCUGGAGAAAAACAUUUCCACUUUGUUCCUGACAGCACGUCUGGAACUUCAGCGCAAGGACAAAGUUAUACAGCACUACAAACACAUGAAGAACCCAAGAAACCAAACGGGAUCUACAUUUGCUAUGAAUCCAGUGUUAAACAGAGUUGUCAGAAAAAAUCGCUGGGAGCAGUCUGAAAGUGAGAAAGAUAGUGUCACAUGCAUAGCGGACAAGGGAAAGACCAAAAGACGCCUCUCAAGUGACGACAGAGAGGAAAAAGUUCAGAAAAAGCGCAAGUUCUCGGACAAAGCUGCUAAUUUUGGGGAAGAGAAUGUCACCAGAUGCGAAAAUGUUUCUAGGACAGAAAACUGCAGACAGAAUGCUGCAAGAAAAAUACUUGAAAAGAGUAAGAAAGACGUACAGCGCAGGUCAAGUGUAGAAAAGUCAAUAAUACAUCUAAAGGACAAGAACAGUGAAAAUAUUGAUAGAGAGAAAGUUAAAGGAAGCAGAGAAGAUGGAUGUUCAGCGAAUAAAUCAAGAAAAAAUGAAAAGAAAGACAGAGAUGAAAAGAAAAGAAGACAUACUGCGGAGAAUGGGAAAAGAAAUGAGACAAAAGGAAAGAACGAACUCUCAGAAAUCAUUAUGGGAAAAGACAAUCUUGUUGAAGAAAAUGUGAACAAGAAACCAGAUUCAAGCAGUGUUUGUGACUUAAGGGAAAAACUCAGACUAAAGCGAAUGAGAGAAGAGAAAAAUAUCAACAAAGACAAUUUAUUGGAAAGGGAGAAAAUGAAAUCCCUGGAAGAAAUUUCAUCUCCAAAAAAUAGAUCAAGAAGCCGGACAGCUGAAGCAAAAUCUCCUAUCAGUCUUAAAUCUUCGAUUAGUCAUAAAUCUCUGGUUGGUCAUCCAGCAAAAUCUUUGGAUGCAAAUGAGAGUGAUCAUGAACGGCAGGGAAAAGCUGAAUAUCUAUCCCCUGUUUCCAAACCAAGAUUGGAACACGGCAGGCAGGUCACGCCAAAGACAAAGUCUGUUGUAGAAAAAGUGCCCAAUCACAACUCUGACAAGAUUCAUAGUCACUCGAAAGGUCUUCAUAGCAAAGGUUGGUUCAAACAAGCAUUGUAAAGAUGAAAUUUCACACUCAGACCAAUCUUCUCAUCCAGUUAUUCCAGUGAAGAAGUCUAGUUCAUUGGAGACAUCUUUAUCGGACGGUAUUGAAAAAUGUCCUACAGCAAAGGUGAAGGAUGUCUGCACAAGUUCAAAGAAAGUUUCAUCUUCCUCAUCACAUUCUGAGACUAGCUCAACUUCGAAAAAAUCCAGAACAGACUCUAUUGAUUUUUGUGAUCCUUCUGAAGUUGAAAACCGAAACUCGCUGUCUUCACUAGUACUGAAAAUUGAUGAA